Messenger RNA from Tuber aestivum (summer truffle), 4824 nucleotides. Lineage: Eukaryota; Fungi; Ascomycota; Pezizomycetes; Pezizales; Tuberaceae. The record is from the annotation of a GenBank genome assembly.
AUGAGCGACCAUUACGGAACUAUUAGCAGUUCUUCCAAGCGUCCCAGACUAGAUGAUAACCCUUCCGAGGAGCUUAUCGUCAUCGCUACCGAUCCUUCAAUUGUCUCUGCUCCUCCGAAUGUACCGCAAGCUUCACUGACUCACCAGGUUCCCGAGCCCAUAACCUCCGCUAUCGGGCCGGCUGCGCCUUCGGUUCCGCAAAAUGUUCCCAAUGCCCAGCCGCAAUCGCCGCAGGCUAUGAAACAGCUUUGGGACAGGCUUUGGGAACCACCACCGAAUCCAUUGGGAGGAGUUAUCAAUAACCCGAACGGUGGUCCGACCUUUGGUGACGCUAUUACAAAUUUCGGAACGCCCAUACGGGAAUACCGACCUCCGGAUUUCCAACGCCCCCUUCCGCCUCAGACCUAUUAUCCCUUGUCGGCUCCUCCCGUUAAGCAUGGAAAUGAGAACAGGAAGCCCAAGAGCAAUAGCGACAGCAAAGGGAAAGCGCCCAUGGCUGGGGCUAGCGUUAUAGAUCUUACGGGGGACGACGACGAUGACGUCCAAAUAGUAUCGAAUAGGGUUGUUACCAGAGAGCUUCAGAUUGUUCAUCCAAAUGUUUCGGAGGUGUGCUUUGGAUUGAUGGAAAAAAUGUAUGUCACAGCUCAUUCUCUUCCCGUGCCGAUCCCAUUGGAUGACCGGUUUACCACCCAUUGGCCGAGAAUACCCGUCUCGCUGAAAUGCCACGGCGGUGGUUCGUCGUUGUGCGUAGGGGUUACGGACCCCUUUGGAAAGGAAUUCGGUUCCCUGGAUACCAAUAGUGCGAGAGUUUUGGUUCCGUUGCUAGAGAGGAACCUAGUACGGCUCCAGACAGUUGUCCUUCCGAGAAAGAAGCAACCGGAUCACCUCCCCGGGCCCGAAACCGAUGGUAAAUGUAAAACCCCGCUCGAGAUGCAGGCCAAUCUGUAUGGGCCCGUGAUGAAUUUGGGUGCAAUAGCAAAAGUUUUGGCGGACAAGAAUGGACGUCUAAAGAGGCCCUCUCAAACUGAUGGGUUGGAAUAUGUCCCGCCCAUGAGCGCCCCCGGCUUGUCUCGGGUCCUGCCGGCUCAGGUUGAUACAGAGGUGGCGGUUUUCAGCAUGCUUGAAGAGCUGCAGAAGCAAGUUGAGAAUUUGCCUGAUGCCGGGGCUGAUCCACGGAUCACUACUCCACUCUUAAAGCACCAAAAGCAAGGGUUACAUUUUAUGAUGAGCAAGGAGAAGGACCGUGACUACACUAGCUCGAAAGGCAAUACCUCGCUCUGGCGCUCGUUCGGGCAUGGGAAUCGUACAAUAUAUGAGAACGUCGUCACCUGUGACAGGAGAGAAGAAAAGCCCGACGAGGUCUACGGGGGUAUUCUCGCGGACGUCAUGGGUCUGGGGAAGACCCUACAAGUGAUUUGCCUAAUUGUCGGUUCCCUCAACACUGCGGCGGCAUUCGCGGCUCCGGUUGAAGGCGAGCGUCCGCCUAAGAGGAGGAGGGUCAAGACGACCCUGGUCGUUAGCCCUCUCAGCACCAUUGGAAACUGGGAGGGGCAGAUCAAGACCCAUGUCAAGUUUGGGACGCUCAGUGUUUACGUGUAUCAUGGGCCGAAGCGAGAGCUCAGUAUUGAAAAGUUGGCUCAAUACGAUGUCAUCCUCACGACUUACCAGAUUGUCGGGGGAGAGUUUGCUAAACUCACAACUAGCAGCAGUAGUGCGAGUGCUUCGAAAGGCAAUUGUCUGUUUCAGAAGCUUCAUUUCUUCAGAAUUGUCCUGGAUGGUCAGCCAACCUCCCCCCAUAGGCACGCACGGGAAAAAGAUUUACUAAUUAAUGUAGAGGCGCAUAUGAUCCGUUCGCCCUCUAUCAUGCUCACAAGGGCUAUACUUUCUUUGAAUGCUCAGAGACGUUGGGCCGUUACCGGCACCCCAAUUCAGAGCGAGCCCCCCCUUUUUGCGUUUUCCCUCGGAGGGGUUGAAUGUAAACUAAUUCUCCGUAGACCGCCUUGGGGAUAUUGCGACUCUAGUCAAGUUUCUCCGCAUUGCGCCUUUUGAUGAUAAUACCGCCUGGAAUAAACAUAUUGCAGCACCAUUUAAGGUGAGUUUCCCCGGAACAUGAAAUAGUGAUAUUUUCGCUAAUUGGUUUUGUGUAUAGAACGCGAGUAUUGAAUCUAUUACGAAUCUCCGUCGUAUACUGCAUAGCGUAACUUUGCGACGCUCGAAGGGCAUUCUUAAUCUACCACCUCGGAAGGACGAAGUAGUAAGGCUCUCUCUCCCUCUUAAGAGUACCUAGUGCUCAUGUAUCCUUGGAGGUCUUUCUCGAUUUUUCCAGCUCCGAGCAGCAAUUGUACGAAGCUACCAUGCGGAUGUCCAGGCGCAAGUUGGAUCUCGUUCUGAAAGAGGGCCGUGUCGCUGGGCGGAAUUACGUUCAUGUUCUACAGAGUAUCCUGCGUCUACGCUUGAUUUGCGCUCACGGAAGCGAGUUGGUGGGUGAUAGCGACACCGCCGGAAUCACUUCCUCAUAUGCAAUUAACGUCGACGAAAUUGAGGAUAACGCCAGUGAGCCUCCAUGGUCUAUCAAGGACGGUUAUCAAAUCUUCCGGCUCAUGUGUGAUGCGAACGAGGAUAUUUGCGCUCUUUGCGAAACCAAAGUCGGUAUUAACGGCACAGCCGGCAGCUCCGGCGAUGAGGAUCCGCCCCCGAACAAGAAGGUUGUCGUCAUAGGCCAUCUUACCGCAUGCCCUCACCUGCUUUGUAAAUCAUGUGGGCCGAAAUUUGCUGAAGGAUUCGAUAACGCCUCAAUGAGUGCCGGAGGCAACCAACCUUUGCGUGGGAAUUGCCCACUCUGUGGAGAACACGUCAAUGCCGCUCUCGUUGAUAUCAAGAGCGAUUACAACGAGGAUUCACUCCAAGAUCUCCCGAGGAAGAGGAAGCUAAAGGGGAGGUACAGCGGGCCUAGCACUAAGGUCAAAGCGCUUAUUUCAUCUCUCCUUGAGAAUAAGAAGGCGAGUACGGCUAGCGAUCCGAUCAAGAGGUUUGUUUACACCCACCCUUCCUUACUUCCCUCCUACCUGUCUGCGUCUACGCAAUGGAUCAUAGCUAAUUGUCACACAGCGUUGUUUUCUCGUGCUGGACCUCCCACAUGGACCUUAUUGAAAUCGCGUUCAAGGAUAACGGCAUCAGCUUCGUCCGCUUAGACGGCAGCAUGACCCGUGCCCAGAGAAACCGUGUGAUGGAGGACUUUGAACAGGCCCCGGAAAUCUCGGUCAUCCUGAUAUCCAUCAUGGCUGGGGGUCUAGGGUAUGUCCAACUGCUAUUAUCGCCACCGCCAUCCCGCCCGGUCACUAACAAGGGCUGUCGUACAGAUUGAACCUAACAGCAGCCUGCAAAGCCUACGUCAUGGAACCCCAAUUCAACCCUGCUGCGGAAUCCCAGGCAAUCGACCGCAUACAUCGCUUAGGACAGACUCGCCCUGUCACUACGACCAGAUAUAUUAUGCGUGAUUCCUUCGAGAUGAAGAUUGUUGAGCUUCAGAAGAAGAAGACCGAACUUGCCAAUCUUUCCAUGUCCGGGAAGCUUAGCGGGAAGGAUGCUAUGGCGAAGAAGUUGGAGGUAUGAUAUGAUUUAUUUCCCCCUGGUUUGAGAUGGUUAUGCCUGACUGGGGUUUGCGCAUAGGAUCUCAAGACACUAUUUAGAUAACUCUUUCUAACCCUUUGUCCUCAUUUCAUUCUCUUUCCCAUUACUCGUGCUUCCCUUCUUUCAUUUUCUUACUUGCUUUUCGGCAUGAGCGUGAGCGUAUUACUAUAUGGGCUUGUCUAAAUGCAUACAUUGCCUAACCUUUUCUCUUUUUUUAAAAACAAACCUUUUUCUUUCCCACUUUCUUGACACCCCUUUCCCAUCACUACCUCUGUAUUACGGUUUCACACGACAUAUGAUAUGGCUGUGUCGCCCUUGGUUUCUAACUUUGAUCCCUGCCCUAUUGCCAUCUUUCUUUCCUUUGUUACUGGGAAUACGGUUGGAAACGGGUUUCUUAUCAUUAUUCAUUAUUUAAAGGUGGUCCCCGGCGCAUCCCUUGAUUUAUUGUUAGCUAAUUUUGUGGGUUGGAGUUUGGGUCAGGGAAUCCGAUAGCUUAUUACACCCUAAAUCUAGCGGUGAAUGAAGAAAUGGAAAAAUAGCUGAAAUAGAAUCGGAUAAAAAAUGGUGAUGCCGGGUUCCCGCCAUCCGGGCAUUGUGAUUGAAGCGCUAUGGGAACCGGAUGCCGGGGGAGGGAAAGCGUAUUGUGCUUGGCUCGGGAUGGGCUCCGAGGAAUUGAAGGAUUUACUGUGUUGAGUAUGAUUAUAUUCUCUUCCUUGAUUUCAUCCUAUUGUGCUGCAGUAUGUGUGGUACGUGCUAUAAAAGUAGGACUGGGACGGAGGUAUGUUUUCACACCUGGCCAUUGCAGGCACAGUACAGUAGUAUAAUAACAUUAUGAUAUAACAGGUUCGGCACUCGUGCCUAGCAACCAAUUGACGAGCCAGCUUUAUACUACGGUGCUAGAGGAAUUCUCUAUCCCCUAGCCGUCCGCUACUCUCGUCUCCCCUUCGGGAUUAAACCUGCCGAGUGCGCCCCCCGAAUACCGGUGGUCAAUCACUCUUGCGCCCACGACAAAUUUGGAAGCGCAGCACGAAAAUUUACUCUUGCCCACCAUCCACCCUCUCCAACCACACCUCCUCCAGAUAUCAAGAUAUCCAAAGGUCCAUGAAUUACGGUCUUAUCAUUUUUUUUAUAUAUUUUACGACAGCUACCACAGGCUAUUUUCUCGAAGCACGAAAAGCAGCUUCACAACUAUCA